UGAAGACCGAAAGAGCUACGUUCCUUUUCCAUUGUAUUCUGAGACUUUCCAAUUCCAUGAGUCUCUAAAGACCCUCAAGGGGCCUUCACAGAUGGAAGUCCCUUCCUCAUCUGGUCGCCGACAACGAGCAGGUUCUCACUGUCGCUGCAGCCGUAUAAGAGGACACAUAACAACACCAACAACGAGCACUACAUCCAACCAGACCACGCAACCAUACUCAACUGCACUCAAUCGCAUCGAAUAAUAUUAUCUGAGACUGUCGAGCGUCAAUUGUAUCGACCGGUCUAUGAGAAGCAACCUUGACCAAGUGCACCUUCCCAUAUCGGCCCAACGACCUCUUUCCCACACAUCGCCAUGUCCAUGUUUCGUAGGCCCGGAGAUACCUCGUCAUCAUCCUCGGAAGCGUCUUAUGAUCAAACCGAAGAUGAAGAGCCGAGACCAUCGCAGCCGGAUAGCGUGGUGACCCGCGUCAACACCUUGGAUUCAAGCACGUCGGAAGCACCCGUCAAUACACAACGACCAUCUCUGGCAGGAUUGAGAGGAUUCUCGACCCAGGACAUGCAAGCUCUAGGGUUUCACGCGAUGCUUGAGCAGAAUGCGAUUACAGCAGCGGCAGCACAAUUGCACAAGGAUCCUUCCGACCCAGAGGCACAGCGGCAAGGUCGAGAAGCGUAUCAAGCAAUUGCUCGUCAGCUUCCGAACGGCAUUGACAGCAGAUAUGCUGGUGAUGAGUUUCGCACCCUUCGCACAACAAUGCAAGAAACCAUUCAUCAGACGACAACCGCGCAGUUGAACACAAUUGCAGCACCAGAGGUUACCCAAAACUUGAUUAUGCGUCAUAGAAACGGUAAUACUAUGCCCGCCACCCAGCCACCACUUCCAGGAAUUGAAUUGCUAUCAGGCCUGCCUGCACCGGAUCCAUGGCUGCGCGGAUAUCCUGACCUGCAAAACGAUCGCUAUGUGCGAGACUUCUCAGAGCUUGAAGUUGUUGGCAAAGGCGGAUAUGGUAAAGUCUUCAAAGUCAAACACAAGCUCGAUGGCUCAUUCUAUGCGGUCAAACGAAUCAUUGUGCCACCUGCCAAGCUAGCAAAGGUGCAGCAACAUGGACCUGAGGCACUGAAUAGUCUGUUGGAAGAAGUGCGGUCUUUAGCCAGGUUCGACCACGCGAACAUUGUUCGUUACCACAACGCAUGGCUGGAAUUCACGGCAGCACCGACGGAAGCACCAUCUGUACCAACAACAACCGUCUUGCCGAACAACCGGCUGCUCGAAGACCCAGCGAAUUUCUCAUCCAGUCCCUCAGACCUUGACUAUCUCCAGUCAAAGUUUGACGGAAUCCUGUUCGAGGCGUCCUCCGCUGACUCUGGCGCGGACAUCGUCUUUGAGGCAAGCAACACUGGCGAAGCGGAUGACCCAAGAAGUAACACAGACCGUCUCUCCUUACGGGAGAAGCUAAGCGUCAAGCGGAGGGACCGACGUACCAGCCAGGCCAGCCAGGCUACUAUCGCCACUGUGUCGUCCACAAGGUCUCGCAUGAGCGCUGUAGAGGACGUAUCCGAAGAUUUCGAGGAUGAAGACAUCGAAAUGAUCCCCCGACGCCAUAUGCCCUCUUCGCAGGAUCCAACCACUGACCUGUCUGACAGCAUGAUCUCACACAGCGAUAUGCCGGCGGGACCUCUCGUUAGCACCCGCCCCACAGGCCCAGUCUUGACCCUAAACGUACAAAUGUCCCUCUACGAAUCCAACCUCGCCGCCUUUCUUUCGCCAGAUCGGAUACCCUUUUCCAGCCAACCCGGACUUACCCACUGUUUCCAUGCUUGCGUGUCCCUGGAGCUUCUGAGCAACAUUCUUUCCGGCGUUGAAUACCUCCACGCCCAGGGUGUUGUCCACCGCGAUCUUAAACCAGCAAACAUCUUCCUUGCGCUCACGACUGGCCGCCGCUCGCCUUAUGGUUCCGUCGACCUCUCGACGUGCAAGCCGUGUCCUGAACGCGAGUGUAUGCACGUCGUACCCCGCAUUGGCGACUUUGGACUCGUAGCUGCGCUCGACGAGAAGUGCACAACGGGAGAGACGGGCGCGGCCACAAAACCUGUGGGCACGGAGUUCUACCGCCCGGAGACGAGUACACGUAACAGUGAGAAACUCGACGUUUUUGCACUGGGCGUUAUUGCGGUGGAGAUGGUGUACAAAUUCGGCACGAGGAUGGAGCGGAGCGAUGCUCUGUCUCGGCUCAAGAAGGGCGGGUUUCCGGAUGGGUUCGCAGAGAAAGUGGGUCCGCAUGGAGACAAGGUGCAGCAGCUUAUCGGGGCAAUGGUGCUGGCGGAUGAGGAGCAGCGCAUGGGCUGUGAUGAGGCGAGGAGCGAGAUUGCGUUCCUCGUCGAAGCUUUGAGGGCGUGGGAGAUGGAGCACAGCGGUGUCUCAGGCACAUGACGACCCGUGUCAAGGAGGACACAUGAAGAGCCAAUGUCGACAGAAGACGAAUGGGGAACGAAGGACGAUGAAAGAUACCCAGGAAUAUAGAGUUAGCAUUUCGAACAGCGUUGCGAUACGUUCUAGGUAGCGUUAUCAGUGAAGACACACUCCACUUCACAACUCUGACACGAUGAGAAGAGAAGAGAAGAAGCAUCAGCAGUUCAUAGUAAC
This is a messenger RNA of Macroventuria anomochaeta, 2643 nucleotides long. Its product is annotated as kinase-like protein. The record is from RefSeq and is a predicted model, not a curated record. Gene Ontology annotation, molecular function: protein kinase activity; ATP binding. Gene Ontology annotation, biological process: protein phosphorylation. The transcript has a single exon. The coding region runs from base 355 to 2430 and encodes 691 amino acids. Lineage: Eukaryota; Fungi; Ascomycota; Dothideomycetes; Pleosporales; Didymellaceae.